CGGCGGGGGGCGGGGCGGCAGAGCGCGCGCACAGGGCUCAUGGCGCAGCGGCUCUGCGGGCUCGCGGCCUAGGGGAGACGCGCGGCCGCCAUCUGUUGCCAUCCGCCCGUGGACUCCAUAAUAAAGCUGAAACAUACGCAGUGAAGUAGAUUUAUCGCCACCAUGUUUCUUUACAACUUAACCUUGCAGCGAGCCACUGGCAUCAGCUAUGCCAUCCAUGGUAAUUUUUCAGGAACAAAGCAACAGGAAAUAGUUGUUUCACGAGGGAAGAUCCUGGAAUUGCUCCGCCCUGAUCCUAACACAGGGAAGGUUCAUACCUUGCUGACUGUGGAAGUGUUUGGAGUCAUUCGUUCCCUCAUGGCCUUCAGGCUGACAGGUGGAACCAAAGACUACAUUGUGGUUGGCAGUGAUUCAGGGCGCAUUGUUAUCCUAGAGUACCAACCCUCCAAGAAUGUGUUUGAAAAGAUCCAUCAGGAAACCUUUGGCAAAAGUGGCUGUCGCAGAAUUGUUCCUGGUCAAUACUUGGCUGUGGAUCCCAAGGGUCGUGCUGUUAUGAUUAGUGCCAUUGAGAAACAGAAACUGGUGUACAUUUUGAACAGAGAUGCUGCUGCCCGUCUCACUAUUUCUUCCCCACUGGAGGCUCACAAAGCCAACACAUUGGUUUACCAUGUGGUGGGAGUUGAUGUAGGAUUUGAAAACCCAAUGUUUGCUUGUCUGGAAAUGGACUAUGAGGAAGCAGACAAUGACCCAACUGGAGAAGCAGCAGCUAACACCCAGCAGACGCUGACAUUUUAUGAGUUAGAUCUGGGUUUAAAUCAUGUAGUGAGGAAAUACAGUGAGCCUUUGGAGGAGCAUGGCAAUUUCCUCAUAACAGUUCCUGGUGGUUCUGAUGGCCCUAGCGGUGUGCUGAUCUGUUCUGAAAACUACAUCACCUACAAAAACUUUGGUGACCAGCCUGAUAUCAGAUGUCCCAUUCCCAGGAGAAGGAAUGACUUGGAUGACCCAGAGAGAGGCAUGAUUUUUGUCUGCUCUGCUACACACAAAACCAAGUCCAUGUUCUUCUUCCUGGCCCAGACAGAGCAAGGCGACAUCUUCAAAAUCACCCUUGAGACUGAUGAAGACAUGGUAACAGAGAUCCGACUGAAGUAUUUUGAUACUGUUCCUGUGGCUGCUGCCAUGUGUGUGUUGAAAACAGGAUUUCUCUUUGUGGCAUCUGAAUUUGGAAACCAUUACCUGUACCAGAUAGCCCAUCUGGGCGAUGAUGAUGAGGAGCCAGAGUUCUCUUCUGCCAUGCCCCUUGAGGAAGGAGACACUUUCUUUUUCCAGCCACGGCCUCUCAAGAACCUGGUGCUGGUGGACGAGCUGGACAGUCUGUCUCCUAUCUUGUGUUGUCAGAUAGCUGAUCUGGCCAACGAAGACACACCCCAGUUAUAUGUGGCCUGUGGUCGGGGACCUCGGUCAUCUCUGAGGGUUCUAAGGCAUGGACUCGAGGUAUCUGAAAUGGCCGUUUCAGAGCUGCCCGGUAACCCCAAUGCUGUCUGGACUGUGAGGAGACAUGUUGAAGAUGAGUUUGAUGCCUACAUUAUUGUGUCCUUCGUAAAUGCCACCCUGGUGUUGUCUAUCGGAGAGACUGUAGAGGAAGUGACUGACUCCGGAUUCCUUGGUACCACCCCCACUUUAUCCUGCUCCUUACUCGGGGAUGAUGCAUUGGUACAGGUUUACCCAGAUGGCAUCCGGCACAUCCGAGCAGAUAAAAGAGUGAAUGAAUGGAAGACACCGGGAAAGAAAACCAUUGUAAAAUGUGCUGUGAACCAGAGACAAGUGGUAAUAGCAUUGACUGGAGGAGAACUGGUCUAUUUUGAGAUGGAUCCGUCAGGACAGCUGAAUGAGUACACAGAGAGGAAGGAGAUGUCAGCAGAUGUGGUGUGCAUGAGUUUGGCCAAUGUUCCCCCUGGGGAGCAGCGCUCCCGCUUCCUUGCUGUUGGGCUGGUGGACAACACUGUCAGAAUCAUUUCCCUUGACCCUUCGGAUUGCUUACAGCCACUGAGCAUGCAGGCCCUCCCUGCACAGCCAGAAUCACUGUGUAUUGUGGAGAUGGGAGGUACAGAAAAACAGGAUGAGCUGGGUGAGAGAGGCUCUAUUGGCUUCCUGUACUUGAAUAUCGGAUUACAGAACGGUGUACUAUUGCGAACUGUCUUGGAUCCAGUCACUGGAGAUCUUUCUGAUACCAGAACUAGGUACCUUGGCUCACGCCCUGUGAAACUCUUUAGAGUCCGGAUGCAAGGCCAAGAGGCGGUAUUGGCCAUGUCAAGUCGGUCAUGGCUGAGUUAUUCCUAUCAGUCUCGUUUUCAUCUGACUCCCCUAUCUUAUGAGACACUGGAGUUUGCGUCUGGCUUUGCUUCCGAGCAGUGUCCAGAGGGCAUUGUUGCCAUCUCCACGAAUACGCUGAGGAUUUUGGCACUGGAGAAGCUGGGUGCAGUUUUCAACCAGGUUGCCUUCCCAUUGCAGUAUACACCCAGAAAAUUUGUUAUUCACCCUGAGAGCAACAACCUGAUCGUCAUUGAGACAGACCACAAUGCUUACACAGAAGCUACUAAGGCCCAAAGGAAGCAGCAAAUGGCUGAGGAAAUGGUGGAGGCAGCUGGCGAAGAUGAGAGGGAACUGGCUGCGGAGAUGGCAGCCUCCUUUCUGAACGAGAACCUUCCAGAAUCCAUCUUCGGUGCUCCCAAGGCAGGCAAUGGGCAGUGGGCUUCUGUUAUCCGAGUUAUGAACCCCAUCCAGGGAAAUACUUUGGACCUAGUCCAGCUGGAGCAAAAUGAAGCUGCCUUCAGUGUGGCUGUGUGCCGAUUCACCAACACGGGUGAUGACUGGUAUGUGCUCGUAGGAGUGGCCAAGGACCUGAUUCUGAACCCCCGCUCUGUUGCUGGUGGGUUUGUCUACACAUACAAGCUGGUGAAUAGUGGUGAGAAGCUUGAAUUCCUGCACAAGACCCCUGUGGAGGAGGUACCUGCAGCCAUUGCCCCAUUCCAAGGCCGAGUCCUAAUUGGAGUUGGAAAACUUUUACGUGUGUACGACUUGGGCAAGAAGAAGCUGCUUCGGAAGUGUGAAAAUAAGCACAUUGCCAACUACAUCUGUGGCAUCCAAACCAUCGGACACCGAGUGAUUGUUUCAGACGUCCAGGAGAGCUUCAUAUGGGUGCGCUACAAAAGGAAUGAGAACCAGCUCAUCAUUUUUGCAGAUGACACCUACCCCCGCUGGGUGACUACAGCCACCCUCCUUGACUACGACACUGUGGCCGGAGCAGACAAAUUUGGCAACAUCUGUGUGGUGAGGCUUCCUCCCAACACUAAUGAUGAGGUAGAUGAAGAUCCAACUGGGAACAAGGCACUGUGGGACCGAGGCCUUCUUAAUGGAGCAUCACAGAAGGCUGAAGUGAUAAUGAAUUACCAUGUGGGGGAGACUGUGCUUUCUUUACAGAAGACCACGCUGAUUCCAGGAGGCUCUGAAUCGCUUGUGUAUACUACCUUGUCAGGGGGCAUUGGGAUCCUGGUCCCCUUCACAUCCCAUGAGGAUCAUGACUUCUUCCAGCAUGUAGAAAUGCAUCUGAGGUCAGAGCACCCUCCUCUCUGUGGACGAGACCAUCUCAGUUUCCGGUCCUACUACUUUCCAGUGAAGAAUGUGAUUGAUGGGGACCUCUGUGAACAGUUCAACUCCAUGGAGCCCAACAAACAGAAGAACGUGGCUGAAGAACUGGACAGGACCCCACCAGAGGUGUCCAAGAAGCUGGAGGAUAUCCGUACACGCUAUGCAUUCUGAGCAGCACCCUUCAGCCUCUUGUUGGGCUUGUCAAGGACCCUUUUCCAAGAAGGGUUGGAAGGAAGGCUGUGUGCUUUUCCCUUUUUACUAUUGAUGUGGUCAUCUGGAUUUGUGCUUUUGAAAUCCAAAGUAACGAGUGUUUCCCAUUAACUCAGUGGCAGAAGUUAGGUCUCUCUACAUGCCUUGCUGUUUGCGUGGAGCCUCUGGCUUACUGGGUUUCAGUGACGUUGAACCCCACUCUCAGAUGGUGACUGCCUGAGAGAAGAGCAGGCCCCUAGCUUUGUGCAUGCUGUGAAGAACAUGGGGCUUUCAGUUCUCUGCCCUGCUGCACCCACCUCUGCCUAGGACUAGAGAGUUUGGCUAUGUUUUCUGAGGCUACACGAGCUAGUCCUGGAAUGGCCUUGUAAAGUGAUCUGAGUGUCCUGUCCUUGACAGGAUCAAGUAAGUCUAGAUGGUUGCAGGAGCUCCCCACCCCUUCUUGGGGAAAUCUUGGAGCCCUAACAAAAUCUUUGUUAUGCAAGUAGCCUUCACCAAGCUCAUGGCCAGUGUGUGGGAAGUCCCAGAGCCCUGCAGGGAGGGUUCACACCAUGCUUUUCUCUGGGCUUCUGUUUGAAAGGCAGCAUCACACUUUUCCUUUUUAAUUGUUUUCCCUGUAAAUAAAGUUUUGUACAAUGUUUUGACUCUUGGGGGGUGGGAUAAGGGAAGAGGGGGGCAAGGAGGGAUCCUGGGACUUUGUUUCAUAAUAACUUUGGCAAGAGCAGUGUCCCAGCUCCACACUGACCAUGAGGAGCAUGUGAAGAAUAAAAGCCUUGUUUUUGA
This is a messenger RNA of Alligator mississippiensis (American alligator), 4635 nucleotides long. RefSeq names its product splicing factor 3b subunit 3 (gene SF3B3). The transcript has 26 exons. The record is from RefSeq and is a predicted model, not a curated record. Lineage: Eukaryota; Metazoa; Chordata; Crocodylia; Alligatoridae. Gene Ontology annotation, molecular function: U2 snRNA binding; protein binding. Gene Ontology annotation, cellular component: nucleus; U2 snRNP. Bases 163 to 3816 code for a protein of 1217 amino acids. Gene Ontology annotation, biological process: mRNA splicing, via spliceosome.